AUGCUUCUCCAACUAUAUAACUAUAUAAAUGAUUUUGUAGUUACAAUCUUUAUUUUUAUUUUAUCAUUUUUAUUUUUAAUUACUUCACCAUUGUUUGCAAUAAUCAAUUUAAUUAGAGUUAAAACAUUCAAAGAUCACAAAAACAUUAUUAUUACAGGUGCAUGUGGUGGAUUAGGCUCACAAUUGGCAUUGUACUAUUCAAAACCUGGAAGAAAUAUAUCAUUGUUUGGUAUUAAUAAUGACAAAUUAAUUAAUAUAAAAAACAAAUGUAUAGAGAAAGGAGCAAAUGUUGAAAUUAAUAUUGUUGAUAUUACAGAUAGAGAUUUAUUGAAAGAGAAGUUAGUAGACUUUGAUAAUAGAAAUCCUAUUGAUUUAUUAUUUGCAAAUGCUGGGGUUAUAGAAUGUCAAUUACCAAAUGAUUUAGACUUUGAAGAAAAAAUUCAAAAGGUUAUUCAAGUUAAUGUAAAUGGAUUAUUAAAUACAGUUUUACCUUUAGUACCAAGAUUUGAAAAACGUAAAAGUGGUCAAAUUGUAAUUGUUUCAUCAUUAUCAUGUUAUGUAGACUGGUUUUAUACAGGAUACAGCUCAUCAAAAUCAUUUUGUAUUUCAUUUGGAUUAAAUCUACGUAAAAAACUAUCAAAAUUUGGUGUUGGUGUUACUGUUGUUACCCCUGGAUAUAUGCAAACACCAAUGUUAAACAGUAUUGGCAAAAUCCAAGAAUUUGUAUCGGUUGAAAGGGCAUGUGAAGCUAUAAAUAAUGGUAUUCAAAUGAACCAUUCUCAAAUUUUCUUCCCAUUGGACUCUUUCAUUAUUACCUUUAUGACAAAUUUAGUUAGUCCAAACUUUAGAGAACCGGUAUCAAAUAUUAUAGAGUUUCUAAAAAAUAGAUCAAAUAAAAAGAAAAUGGAUUAA
Molecule: messenger RNA, 912 nt
Organism: Dictyostelium purpureum
Lineage: Eukaryota; Evosea; Eumycetozoa; Dictyosteliales; Dictyosteliaceae
Exons: 3
Coding region: 1-912 (303 amino acids)
Cellular component (GO): membrane
Source: RefSeq, a predicted model, not a curated record